This is a messenger RNA of Conger conger (European conger), 1428 nucleotides long. It is a transcript of the gene gdap1, whose product is annotated as ganglioside induced differentiation associated protein 1. Bases 1 to 1095 code for a protein of 364 amino acids. NCBI's taxonomy places the organism in Eukaryota, Metazoa, Chordata, Actinopteri, Anguilliformes, Congridae. The transcript is spliced from 6 exons. Gene Ontology annotation, cellular component: mitochondrial outer membrane. Gene Ontology annotation, biological process: mitochondrial fission; mitochondrial fusion. The record is from RefSeq and is a predicted model, not a curated record.
AUGGCGUCUGACAGUACCAGCGACUCACAGGGCGAGAAAGAAAUGUCCACAGAUAAGGAAGCAAUUGUAGAAAAACACGAAGAGAACGCGCAGUUGAUUGAAAACACGAGACGUCAGUCUAAACUAAUACUUUACCAUUGGACCCAAUCAUUCACAUCUCAGAAGGUGAGGCUUGCCAUUGCUGAAAAGGGUCUGAAAUGUGAGGAGUAUGAUGUGAGUCUCCCUCUCAGUGAACACAAUGAGCCCUGGUUCAUGCGUCUGAACCCUGCCGGGGAGGUCCCAGUUCUGGUGCAUGAUGACACUGUUAUCUGUGAUUCAACCCAAAUCAUGGAUUACCUGGAGCAGAACUUCAGAGAUGAGGGAACGCCAAAGCUGAUACCGGAGGAGGGGAGUAUGUACUAUCCCAGAGUGCAGCAUUACCGGGAGCUGCUGGACUCUUUGCAUAUGGAUGCCUAUACCCAUGGUUGCAUUUUACACCCAGAGAUCACAGUGGACUCUCAUAUACCAGCAUAUGCCACAACAAGAAUUCGCGCACAAAUAGGAAACACUGAGUCUGAGCUGAAAAAACUGGCUGAAGAGAACCCAGAACUUGAGGAGGCAUAUAUCGCGAAACAAAGACGCCUGAAAUCAAAGUUGCAGGACCAUGACAAUAUGAAAUAUCUGAAGAAAAUUCUGGAUGAACUGGAAAAUGUAAUGGACCAGGUGGAAACAGAACUUCAGAGGAGGAAUGAAGAAACACCAGAGGAGGGCAGCCAGGCCUGGCUGUGUGGGGAGUUCUUCAGCAUGGCCGACGUGUCCCUUGCAGUCACUCUGCACCGCCUCAAGUUCCUGGGCCUCUCGCGGAGGUACUGGGGCAACGGGAACCGGGUCAACAUCGAGGCAUACUACGAGCGCGUCCUGGAACGACCCACCUUCAGGAAGGUGCUGGGACACGUCAACAACAUCCUGAUCUCGGCCGUCCUGCCCACGGCUUUCCGCGUGGCUCGCAAAAGGGCACCCUCCUUUGUCGGCACCACUUUGCUUGUGGGAUUAUUGGGGGGAGUGACCUACUUUGCUUUUUUGUACCUUAAAAAGAGGCUUGUGAGGUACAGCUGAGACACUAGCGAUAUAUAUAUAUAUAUAUAUAUAUGCUGUGCCAUUUGCUGUAGCUUAUUGCUCAUUCAGUAUCCAUAAAUUAGAAAAAAGCUUUAGAAAAAAAAGUUUUUAUUUUAAAUAAUAAUACCUGCUGCAUUUAAAAUAGUAACUGCUAUUCCAAAAUAUAAUGUUAAUUAUAUGCAACUUUAUUUAUAUUUUUGUUACUCAUGAAUACAAUUCAAGUUUACUCAUUUUGUUUGUCGUCUAAAUAGCACAAAUAGCUUAAGGGUGUUCUUCCACUCUGUUCCAUGUGUCCAGGUUGAAAUAAAUGUUAAUAAAAGUGUUUAAAAAGCC